UAGACGAGUUACGUUUUGCAGAUUCUGUCAUGAACAAAGUUACAGAGAAAUCAAGGCAAAGAGAGGCAGAAAUGUACCGGGUGAAAGAUAAAUCGGACAGAGCAACUGUCGAACAAGUGUUGGACCCAAGAACCCGAAUGAUUCUGUUCAAGAUGCUAACGAGAGGUGUGAUAUCUGAGAUCAAUGGCUGCAUCAGCACAGGGAAGGAGGCUAAUGUGUAUCAUGCCAGCACCGCAGAUGGAGAAAACAGGGCAAUAAAGAUAUAUAAAACCUCUAUUCUGAUGUUUAAAGACCGGGAUAAGUAUGUGAGCGGAGAAUUCAGGUUUCGCCAUGGAUACUGUAAAGGGAAUCCUAGAAAAAUGGUCAAGACGUGGGCAGAGAAAGAAAUGAGGAAUUUAACCAGGUUACAUGUAGCACAGAUUCCAUGCCCAGAACCCAUUAUGCUCAGAAGCCAUGUUCUUGUUAUGGGCUUUAUUGGAAAAAAUGACAUGCCUGCCCCUUUGUUGAAAAAUGCCCAGUUAUCAGACACAAAAGCUCGGGAGUCGUACCUGCAAGUCAUACAGUAUAUGAGAAGAAUGUAUCAGGACGCGAGGCUUGUUCAUGCAGAUCUCAGCGAAUUUAAUAUGCUGUAUCACAGCGGGGAGGUAUAUAUCAUAGACGUGUCCCAGUCUGUGGAGCAUGACCACCCACACGCUUUGGAGUUCCUGAGGAAAGACUGUGCCAAUGUUAAUGACUUUUUCCGAAAAUACAGGGUUGCGGUGAUGACCGUGAGAGAACUUUUUGACUUCGUGACAGAUCCGUCCAUUACAAGCAAGAACAUGGAUGCUUAUUUGGAAAAAGCAAUGGAAAUAGCAUCCCAGAGAACAGAGGAAGAAAGGUCUAAUCAAGAUAAUGUGGAUGAAGAGGUGUUCAAGAAAGCCUAUAUCCCUAGGACACUUACUGAAGUUAAAAAUUAUGAGAGGGACGUGGACAUCAUGAUGAAGUUGAAAGAAGAAGAUUCAGCCUUGAACGUGCAGCAGGAUAACAUUCUCUACCAGACAGUUACAGGGUUAAAGAAGGAUUUAUCGGGUGUUCAAAAGGUCCCUGCUCUGCUUGGCAACAAAGAAGAAACCGAAUCUGAUUCAGAGGAUGAUGGUAGUUCGGACCACUCCAAAUCGGCCUGUAAAGAACAGGAGGAGUCCGUGCAUCCUAAAGAUCAGCCAGCUGAGACAGGCUUGGAUAAAAAGGAAAGGAAAAAGGCGACUAAAGAGGCUCAGCGAGAGAAGAGGAAAAGCAAGGUCCCAAAGCAUGUAAAGAAACGAAAAGAGAAGACGGCAAAAAUGAAGAAGGGCAAAUAAAUGCCAGUUGACUUUUUAGUGCGGUGUUAGCCACUCAUGUCUUUACGGGACAAUAUUUUGGGAGCAGAAGAUUCACCUUGUUCACCUUGGGAAUCACAAAUGUCCAUUUGGGCCGGCCACGCUGGUCAUGAGGCAGUUGACCCUCAGUCCUUCCGUAGGUUCAUGCCUGUAGUAGUCAAUAACACUCAUUGACAGUGGGUUGAACCCAAUGGCAAAUUUCCACUAAUGGAAAGCAGGGGAGUAAUGAUUUUUACCAGUUACCCCCUCCCACUGCAGACCCCCAAUUUGCCCACUGCGUUUUUUUCUGUCAUCUCUUGCAUACAUUUUAAGCUUCCCUGGAAGGAACAAAGGUGAUAAAAGUUCCACGUUGCUCAUAGAAUUCCCUUCUGUCUGUUGAAAGUUGCUGGAUUCAACCAGCAUAUUCACGGAAAGAUUUUUUUACUGGGAAUUUUCGGCCAGUACAGAGAAAUUUAUUCAACUUGUGUUUUAGUUACGUAGCACUGUGAACAUCUCUAAUGGUGCUGUAUGUCCACCAAAAUCCUUUACUUCCAUGUUCAACAGAUAUACAUAAUUAUUUACAUAUAUGUAUGUAAAUACAUAUGUAUGGGGAUAUAUCGUUUAAUCUCAUGCAUUUUAAAUUAUCAACUACA
Molecule: messenger RNA, 1987 nt
Organism: Sphaerodactylus townsendi
Lineage: Eukaryota; Metazoa; Chordata; Lepidosauria; Squamata; Sphaerodactylidae
Product: serine/threonine-protein kinase RIO1-like
Exons: 14
Coding region: 30-1337 (435 amino acids)
Biological process (GO): maturation of SSU-rRNA; protein phosphorylation
Cellular component (GO): preribosome, small subunit precursor; cytosol
Molecular function (GO): ATP binding; protein serine/threonine kinase activity
Source: RefSeq, a predicted model, not a curated record